AUGCUUCUGUCGGCUGGACUACCCUUAAGAAAAUGGGCAUCGAACAACCCUGCAGUCCUAUCCGAUUUAGAUCCUGAACACCUCGCUAAUUCACCGUAUCACGAACUCCAAGAACCGCAAUCAGUGUCAACGCUCGGACUUGUUUGGGAACCAACGUCAGAUUCAAUGCGUUUCAACGUCCAAUUACCAUUACCAGCGCAGAUCCUGACGAAGAGAAAGAUUAUGUCAUAUAUUGCACGCAUUUUCGAUCUGCUGGGACUUGUGGGACCGAUCAUCACCGUUGCCAAGUUGUUCAUGCAGAAGUUGUGGUCUCUGAAAACAGAUUCAGGUGACCCAUACGAAUGGGAUCGUCCGCUUCCUCAACGCCUCGAAAAUGACUGGAGGCAGCUCCAUAGCACGUUAGAUUCCAUAUGCAACAUCACUGUUCCCAGAUUCGUCUCGCAGUCGAGAGCAACAUCCGUACAACUACAUUUCUUUUGUGACGCUUCGGAGAAGACGUACGGGGCGUGUUGUUACGUCCGAUCAGAAACUACCACGGGAAUCUCCAUACAACUCUUGACAGCAAAAUCCAAGGUUGCGCCGCUCUCCUGUGUUCAAACAGUCGCAAGGUUGGAGCUUUGUGCGGCGGUCCUAUCAUCCAAUCUGUACAAGAAGGUCGUGAGCUCAGUGAGCCUGUCUACAGAUGCCUAUUUCUGGACAGAUACGCUAACCGUCCUUCAAUGGCUGAAAUCCUCUCCAAGUAGAUGGAAGAUAUUCGUCGCGAAUCGCGUCUCAACUAUCCAAACAAAUACCGAGGUUUCAAGAUGGCGACACGUACCAGGAAUAAGCAACCCCGCCGACAUUAUUUCUCGAGAUUGUAGCCCGACAAACCUCAUCAAUUGCUCUCUGUGGUGGAACGGACCAUCAUGGCUAUCCCUCCCAUCAACCCACUGGCCUCAGACGGAAUUUCCAGCCAUCGAAACGUCGAAUGUUCCCGAAGAGCAAACCAGGGUCGCACUCUCUGCAAUUACAGCCGUCGAAACACAAUUCUCCGAUGCACUGUUCAACCGAUUCUCCAGCUAUACUAAGCUUCGCCGUGUUGUCGCAUACUGGAUGCGGUAUUUCUCCGUAUUGAAGACCGCAACUCUCAAGAAACAACGUGAGGAGUUUACCUUCCUGACUUCCAUUGAUCUACGUGAUGCAGAAUUGUCAUUAUGCCGCAUGGCACAGCGUGAGAUGUUCUCCAAAGAAUUACUGAACCUUACCUCAGGAAAAUGUAUUCCCAAAUCCAGCGCACUGAAAUGGUUAAGUCCGCAUGUUACCACAGAUGGUAUUAUAAGAGUCGGUGGGAGACUCAGUAACACGAGGCUACCUGUAGACCAUAAGCAUCCAAUUGUGCUGUUAGCUAAGCACCCUCUUUCCAUUUUGCUGGUAGAUUACUACCAUAGAAGUUUGCUACAUGCUGGUCCUCAACUGAUGUUAGCAACAAUUCGUCAAAAGUUUUGGAUCAUCGGUGGUCGCAAUUUAGUUCGUCGUAUCUAUCACCAAUGCCAUGCGUGCUUCCGCAAUAAACCCGUUUUGAUUCAACAAACCAUUGCCGAUCUACCGUCCAGUCGUGUAACUUCUACCAGACCUUUUUCUGUGUGCGGGGUGGAUUAUUGUGGGCCCGUUUUUAUUAAAUCUCCAGUACGCAACAGGUCACCAACGAAAGCAUAUAUUGUCAUUUUUGUGUGCUUCUCAACGCGCGCAGUCCAUAUUGACUUGGUAUCCGACCUAUCAACGCCAGCUUUUCUGGCUGUAUUACGACGUUUUGUUGCUCGCCGUGGCAGAAUGAAAGAGAUCCACAGCGAUAACGGAACCGCUUUUAAGGGAGCGGCGAAUGAACUCAACCGAAUUCACCGAAUGCUGAAAUCUGACCAGGAAGGGCGGAAACAAAUACUUGACUGGUGUGCAGAAAAUGAAAUAAUUUGGCGAUUCAUUCCUCCACGGGCUCCCCACUUCGGAGGACUGUGGGAAGCAGCGGUGAAAUCAGCCAAGAAGCAUUUGUUGCGAGAAAUUGGUAAAACCAGCGUCAGUUUCGAAGAUAUGGUAACAUUACUCGCGCAAAUAGAAAUGUGUCUGAACUCGAGACCAUUAGUACCAAUCCCAACAGAUCCAUCUGAUUUGGAGGUACUUACUCCAGGACAUUUCCUGGUUGGGACCAAUAUGCAGGCAAUUCCGGAUAUAAACGUCAAGGAUGUUCCAGACAAUCGCCUGACACACUGGGAGUUGACUCAGAAACGAUUCCAGCAGAUCUGGUCUAGAUGGUAUCCCGAAUACCUCCAACAACUGCAAACCCGAGCUUCGAAAGGAUGCAAUCCUCCAAUCCAAAUUGAAGUUGGAAGUGUAGUACUGCUUAAGGACGAAAGUUUGUCACCCAUCCAAUGGCCGCUUGGGAGAAUCACCAAGGUUCAUCCUGGUAAGGAUGGAAUCACUCGAGUUGUCACCUUAAGGACAGCAACUGUGGAUGCCGUAUUGAGACCUGUCGCUAAAAUCGCCUUAUUGCCGUUAUCUGAACCCUACAAUACAGUGGUUCCAGCAUCGAGUUCCAGCGAAAGAUCCGGGUAG
Messenger RNA from Toxorhynchites rutilus septentrionalis, 2586 nucleotides. RefSeq lists its product as uncharacterized. Gene Ontology annotation, biological process: DNA integration. Bases 1 to 2586 code for a protein of 861 amino acids. The record is from RefSeq and is a predicted model, not a curated record. NCBI's taxonomy places the organism in Eukaryota, Metazoa, Arthropoda, Insecta, Diptera, Culicidae. Gene Ontology annotation, molecular function: nucleic acid binding. The transcript has a single exon.